Molecule: messenger RNA, 1274 nt
Organism: Cyprinus carpio (common carp)
Lineage: Eukaryota; Metazoa; Chordata; Actinopteri; Cypriniformes; Cyprinidae
Product: stromal cell-derived factor 2-like protein 1
Source: RefSeq, a predicted model, not a curated record
ACUUCCUCGAUCUCGGACUUGUCAUGAUGCGAUUGGUUAGAAAGCGUGUCGGCGUUUGAAUGGGGCUCUUCGUAUCCAUUUUUCUGUGAUGUACAUAGACACGAGCUGUAACAAUGGGACCAUUUAGAGUUAUAUCUGUCUUUCUGGAUUUGAUUUUAGUAUGUCUGAUGUUUGUCCAGUGCGGCGCUCGUGAUCUGGACUCCAGCUACGUGACGUGCGGCUCUCUGGUCAAACUGCUGAACACCCGGCACAGCGUCAGACUUCACUCGCAUGAUGUCAAAUACGGAUCAGGAAGUGGCCAGCAGUCUGUAACAGGUGUGGAUUUGGCCGAUGAUGCCAACAGCUACUGGCGUAUCCGUGGGAAACCAGACAAAGUUUGUCAGCGCGGGGAGCCUAUUCGAUGCGGACAGGCCAUCCGAAUUACACACAUGAAGACCGGACGCAACCUGCACUCGCAUCACUUUAGCUCCCCACUGUCUAACCACCAAGAAGUGAGUGCAUUUGGCGAAAAUGGAGAAGGAGAUGAUUUAGACGUAUGGAGCGUGCAGUGCAGCGCAACAUACUGGGAACGCGAUGACGCGGUGCGGUUCAAACAUGUCGCCACUGAGGUUUUCCUCAGUGUAACCGGAGAGCAGUACGGUCAACCAAUCAGAGGCCAGCGUGAGGUCCACGGAAUGCCUUCACCCAAUCAGCAUAACUACUGGAAGGUGAUGGAGGGGGUUUUUAUUCAGCCCAGCAGUGAUCCAGUGCGCCAUGACGAGCUCUGAUGAUGCCGCUACAUUAUCAUAGCGAGCGACUGAGAACUCCACUCACACAUGCUGUGAAACCCCCUCUCUCUCUAUAUAUAUAUAAACCUUCAGUUUACUUUUAUUGGUCAAACAAUUUUUGAGACAAAAGUCACUCACAAAAUGAACAUCACAGACAAAAAGGCAAAAAGGUUAGUUUUACAAGAUUUCGUAUGAUUGGAAUGUGUUUGUUUGUACAUAAGGGAAUAAAAUUACAUGACAAACCAGGAUUUGGGGUUGUAUUAUUUAUAUUUAGGUUGCAUUACUACUGGAAUAAAUGGCAUUGUACUAUAAAAUAGUGUUUCUGCACCUGUGAAAUCCUGUAAUCUUUCUGAAUUCAGUAGGGGGUAAAUAUGAAAUGACUGUUUGUGUUUUGGUUGAAGUUUUCUGUGUUACUGUAAUUCCCAAUAGUUGCAUUCCUCAUACUGUAUAUGACCCAAUAUGUACAUAAUUUGGUGAAACCAUUAAUAAAGUUUUUUUGAAAACAUA